AUGUCGGAGUUUACUGGAACCCCACCGUCAACCUCAGUACAAGAGCUCUUCAUCCUGCUUGUGCCCUCUCUGCUCAUUCCAGCUUUCUUCUUCUUGGUGCGCAGGUCACGAAGUGAGCCAAACCCGUACAUCUAUGAGAAGCUUGGUCUGAAAGGCGAAUCGAACCUCCGUGAUGAGGAAGACCCCAAGUACGCGAUCUCGGAGGCGACAUCAAAGUCGGGUUCUAUCGACUGGAAGUUGAAGGCGAUCCUGUGUCACCCAAUCAAGUCUUGCGGUGGGUUCGAGCUUGCCACUGCUAAAAUCAGUGGUAGCGGCAUCCUCUGGGAUCGCAAGUUUGUCAUAGCUGAAUGGGCCGAGGCGCCGCCAAAGCAGGGGCAGGAAAGAAAGACGAAGUGGCUCUUUCGGACCAUGCGCGCCCCCGGAUAUGAGAGGCUUGCCCUCGUGAAGCCCGAGAUCUGGCUGCGCAAGGGCUCUGACACUGACGGACUUCUCAUUGUUCGGUAUCCUUACGUCCCUUCGGGACCGCUGGCGUCACUGCAUCGUCUGCUGAUGACGCUCGGUCUGAUGUCAAAGGAGGUUUCGUUUGAGGUUCCACUUGAGCCACCAGCGAAGCAUAAUUACCCGAAGGAGGAGCUCGAUCUAUGGAAAGACUCGCCAAUCUGGCUCAACUACCAAAGACAUGUUCCGAGAAGCCUGCAGACGCUUGUGCAGGCGAAGGGCCCAGUCACAUUGUUCAGAGUCGACCCGGCUUCAUACCGAGAAGUACAUGGAAACGCACCAAAGAAGGCAGAUAUCGGUUAUCAGCCUAUGACAGGCGCGAGCGACUCUUAUCCCCUCAGUAUUCAGAACCUAGCAUCUGUGCGGGACCUUGCUGCCAAGAUCAGUGACGAGAUCCCACAUUUCACCAUUCGGCGCUUGAGGCCAAACUUCGUCGUCAGCGGUGGUCCAGCCUUCGAUGAGGACGACUGGAAAUGUAUCAAGAUCGGCAAACACGAUAUCUAUACUCCAUGCAGGACCACUCGGUGCAAGCUGCCCUGCGUCGAUCCUGAUACGGCUAAGCGACACCCCAGACAGCCAGAAGAGGCGAGUGACACACAAGACUAG
Messenger RNA from Cyphellophora europaea CBS 101466, 1104 nucleotides. RefSeq lists its product as uncharacterized. The record is from RefSeq and is a predicted model, not a curated record. Gene Ontology annotation, molecular function: molybdenum ion binding; catalytic activity; pyridoxal phosphate binding. The transcript has a single exon. Lineage: Eukaryota; Fungi; Ascomycota; Eurotiomycetes; Chaetothyriales; Cyphellophoraceae. The coding region runs from base 1 to 1104 and encodes 367 amino acids.